Messenger RNA from Xenopus laevis (African clawed frog), 4616 nucleotides. It is a transcript of the gene a2ml3a.S, whose product is annotated as alpha-2-macroglobulin. NCBI's taxonomy places the organism in Eukaryota, Metazoa, Chordata, Amphibia, Anura, Pipidae. The record is from RefSeq and is a predicted model, not a curated record. Bases 116 to 4501 code for a protein of 1461 amino acids. The transcript is spliced from 36 exons.
CUCUCUCUGCAUGUGACAGUCAGUUGUGUUGGAAGGAGGGUGGGCUGCUCAUUUAAGUAGAACUGCAGUGUGUCUGGUGGAACAGAAGGACAGACAACACGGAGCUACAAACACAAUGUUGCUAAGGGCCCUCCAUGUGGGGCUCCUCCUGCUGCAACUCUCUGGGACACUGGAGGCAAAGCUGCAAUAUGCAGUUAUCUUCCCAGUAGAGAUGGUCUUUCCUCGUUCUGAACAAGCCUGUGUGCACCUGGAGGGGGCGGAAGGAGAAAGUCAGAUACAACUCACCCUUCAGAUGGGCAAAAGUAACACAACGGUGAUAGAGAAGUCAUCCCAGCAGGAAUCCUACUUCAACUGCGUUACAUUUAAGGUGCCGCCUCCCUCUGAAGGGAAGGAAGAAGUGGCCACCAUGCAGGUUUCUAUCCAGAGUGGAGGAGAGACAAUAAGCAACAACAAGAAAGUUCUGGUGAAGAGAGCAAGAACCAGUCUUUUCAUUCAAACAGACAAAGCUGUGUACAAACCAGGACAGACAGUGAGAUUCAGAGUUGUUUCCCUUAAAGAGAACCUCCAACCAGGAGAAGCUCAGGUGCCAACCAUCAAAUUACAGGACCCAGGGAAGAACCGUAUUGGCCAGUGGCUGAAUGUAAGUCUCCAGCAAGGAAUCGCUGAGCUCUCACUGCCCCUCUCUUCUGAGCCUCCCUUUGGAGAAUAUUCUAUUCGUGUAAAGAACACUGUCCAUGUCUUCAAUGUAGAAGAAUAUGUUCUGCCCAGAUUUGAGGUCACUCUCCAACUCCCCAAAGUGGUUGCGAUUAACAGUAACCAAUUCCCUGUAAAGAUCUGUGCCAGGUACACUUAUGGGAAACCAGUGCAGGGAACGUAUACGGUCAGUGUGUGCCGGAGGUCACAGCAGUUUAGGCAUCGGAAUCUGAAAUUGGUGUGUACAGAAGUCAGUGAGAAGCUGAACCAGUCCGGCUGCUCCAUGAUGGAUGUGACGUCUUCUAACUUCAGUCAUCACAUGAUGCAUUAUUCGAUGGAACUGGAGGGACAUGGCUCAGUUACAGAAGACGGGACAGGAAUUGUGAUUUCUGCAUCUGGCAAAUCCAAACUCUCAACCCAACUCACCAAUGUGACCUUCCUGGAUGCUGAUCUUGUUUAUAAGCCUGGGAUUCCAUACCGCGGGACAGUAAGGGUGGUAGAUGUCUACGAAACCCCAAUCCCAAACCAGUCAGUGUAUCUGACCGACACAAAUGGAAGAGUGAACCAGACCUUGGAGACGGAUGAGAGUGGACUUGCUUCCUUCAAGUUGGAGAGCACAGCAGAGUGGAAGGGAAUAAUGCACUUAACGGCCAAGACACUUGAGGAGAAUCCCUUUAGAUUGAACCGUGAUGAUCUCAACCCCAAAUACAGUUCAGCAAAUCUUAAAUUGAAACAUUUCUAUUCACGGAGCAAGAGUUUCCUGAAGCUCCACAUCCAGAAGGGGGAGCUCCUGUGUCAGGGGCAACAAGAAUUCCUGGUGGAAUAUCUUAUCAAGGGCACUGAGUUGGGAGAGGAGGCAAAACACUUGGAGUUACACUACCUGGCAGUUUCUAAAGGUACAAUAAAAGAUUCUGGCUUUUUGGAAAUUCCAAGAAAUAACGAAGGUGAAAUCCUGAAGGGCGAGGUCUCCAUCAAGCUUGAGCUCAGUGCCGACUUCUCUCCGACUCUUCGACUUCUGACCUACGUUUUACUCCCUGGUGGAGAGAUGGUGGCAGAUGCAGCAACAUUCAAGCUACAAAGGUGUUUUAGGAAUAAGGUAUCAGUUGGAUUUUCCCCAGAUGAAGUUCUACCAGGAUCAGAUGUUUCCCUACAAGUUCAGGCAGAUGCCGGGUCCCUCUGUGGCCUGAGAGUGGUGGAUCAGAGUGUGGUGCUAAUGAAACCUGACAAAGAACUAAUGCCCGACAAGAUACAUGGUCUCUUCCCUGAACCUGGAGACUAUGAUUCUCGCCUUUGGGAUGCUGAUGAUAAUCAAUGUCAAGAUCAAAGCAGAUUUUAUUAUAGACCGUCAAGGCGUGAAAGAGAGGAAGUUGAUGUCUACAGCUUGUUUAAGGAUAUGCGGCUGAAAGUAUUCACCAGCGCCGACAUUAAAAGUCCUAUGAAGUGUCCACAUUAUGAUUCUGUGACUUACAAAAGUUAUCUGAAACAUCAUGAAGGCUUUAUAUUUAGUAGAAUAGUUGGUGCUACUCUUGAUGACAGGAGAUCCAAUACAAGACUGGAAAAACCAAAUGUGAUCCCAGAAGCAGAUCCUGCGGCAGUUGAAAUUAUCCGAACGUACUUUCCAGAGACAUGGAUAUGGGAGCUGGUAUCUGUGGGAGAGUCUGGUACAACAGAGCUCCAUCGUUCAGCCCCAGACACCAUCACAGACUGGAAUGCUGGAGCUUUCUGUAUGGGACCCAGUGGAUUUGGCAUCUCCCCACCAACCUCCCUUCGAGUCUUCCAGCCCUUCUUUGUGGAGCUCACUCUGCCGUACUCUGUGGUGCGAGGAGAGUCUUUCACUCUCAAGGCCUCUGUCUUUAACUACCUAAGGGAAUGUAUGAAGGUUCAGACCACCCUGCUGCCAUCACAAGAGUUAGAGGAGGAACCAUGUACUGACUGUCAGUUUAGCAGCUGUCUCUGUGCAGAGGAAAGCAAGACCUUCUACUGGAACAUUAAAGCCGCUAACCUGGGAGAGGUGAAUGUCAUGGUAAAGACAGAGGCUCUGGAUACUCAGGACUUGUGCAAUAAUGAAAUUCCUAUUGUCCCUAAGCAGGGGAGAUCCGACACUGUGAUUAAGCCUCUACUGGUGCAGCCAGGGGGAGUUCUGGAAGAGAAAUCUCACAGCUCUCUGCUCUGCAGCCAAGAUGGAGAAGAUCAGCCUAAAUCAGAGGAGAUAUCCCUUAGAAUUCCUGAAAAUAUCCUGAAGGAUUCAGAGAGAGCAUAUGUGACGGUCCUAGGAGACAUAAUGGGAACAGCCAUGCAAAACCUGGACCGUCUCCUGGCCAUGCCGUAUGGAUGUGGGGAGCAGAACAUGGUUCUCUUUGCUCCCAAUAUCUUCAUUCUACAAUAUCUGGAGAAGACUCACCAACUGAGCCUUGAGAUCCAAAGCAAAGCCAAAGGGUUCCUUGAAAGUGGGUACCAGCGAGAGCUGACAUACAAACGGGGUGACGGAUCAUACAGCGCAUUUGGGGAAAGUGACAGAGUGGGAAACACAUGGCUGACUGCAUUUGUACUGAAGUCCUUCAAUAAGGCUCGUCCCUACAUCUUCAUAGAUGAAAGUCACCUAAAGCAUUCUUUCUCUUGGCUGAAGAACAAUCGCAAGGACAACGGCUGCUUCCGGAGUGUGGGAAGACUCUUCAAUAAUGCUAUGAAGGGAGGAAUAGAUGACGAAACCUCUCUCUCUACUUAUGUAACAAUGGCUUUGUUGGAAGCUGGUGUAUCUGUCCAGAACCCUGUAGUUGCAGAUGCUUUAUCCUGCCUGAGGAAGGCUGCCAUAGAUGUGAGUAGUGUCUACACCCAGGCUCUGCUGGCCUACACUUUCACUCUGAGUGACGAUACUGAACUCAGGGAGAUGCUGUUGGCUAAACUGGAGGAGAAGGCUGUAAGGAAUGAAGGACAGUUACACUGGGAGAGGAAACCUGCCACAGCUCCCUCUGAUUUAUCCUACUGGUCCCGGGCUCCCUCAGCUGAAGUGGAGUUGACCUCCUAUGUACUGCUGGCUCUUCUCUCUGGCCCCAACAAGGACCUGGGCAAAGCUUCUGAGAUAGUCAACUGGCUGAGCAAACAGCAAAAUCCAUAUGGGGGAUUCUCUUCUACUCAGGACACAGUUGUAGCUCUACAGGCUCUUGCUAAGUAUGCCGAGGCCACAUUCACUGACAAGGGAGAUGCAACAGUCACAGUCAAUUCCAAGACUGGAUUCCAUCAACAGUUCCAUGUGGAUCACACUAACCGGCUCCUGCUACAGAAAUCCUCACUGUCAGAUAUCCCUGGGGAGUUCUCUGUGUCAGUCACUGGGAGCGGCUGUGUGUAUGUACAGACUGUCCUGAGAUACAACAUUCCCCCACCUAGAAGUGAUGCCACCUUCUCAGUACGAGUGGAGACACAACCAGACAAAUGUCCUCAACAUCCAUUAGAAGUGAUAAAGAUAAACAUCACUGCUGAAUAUACAGGAUCUCGGGAGAAAUCAAACAUGGCUGUGAUCGAGUGUAAGAUGCUCUCUGGAUUUAUCCCAGUGAAGAGCUCAGUGAGAGAACUGGAGAAGAGCAAAACGAUAAAGCGGAGUGAGAUUCAGACAGACAUGGUGACAUUAUACUUAGAUGAGCUGGGACAUGAGCCUCUAAAUCUCUUCUUCACGGUUGAACAAGACAUUGUGGUGAAGAACCUAAAGCCGGCCACUGUGAAAGUCUAUGAUUAUUAUGAGACAGGAGAAGAGGCAGUUGCCGAAUACAACUCUCCCUGCAGCUCUGAUGAGGAAAAAGGCAACACAAGAUGAGAACUCAACAAACACCAUUCACAGAUCCAUAAAGUUGAGCGCAAACUGAGGAACGGAUAUAUUUUAAAUCCCUGGAUUUUACGUUUGCAGAUAAUAAAAUACAUUUAUUGUGUUC